Molecule: messenger RNA, 2394 nt
Organism: Cucurbita maxima (winter squash)
Lineage: Eukaryota; Viridiplantae; Streptophyta; Magnoliopsida; Cucurbitales; Cucurbitaceae
Product: plant intracellular Ras-group-related LRR protein 4-like
Exons: 3
Coding region: 611-2323 (570 amino acids)
Molecular function (GO): protein binding
Source: RefSeq, a predicted model, not a curated record
AACGGUUAAAGAACGGGGGCGGAGGGCAGCAGGGAAAUAGCUGGAUUUGUAAUGUGAAGCAUUGCAAGCCAACCCCCAACUGAACCGAAUCCGAAUUUAAAAAGGUAUCGGCGAGAUUCAAGCGAGUCAUCUCAAUCCCAAUCCUUUUUUUUUUUUUUUUUUUCCAUUUUUCUGUUGGCGCUUGUUUUUCUCUUCCAAAACCCACCUCAACUUCGCUGUAUUCUUCGCCAUUUCCAUUAAUUUACUCUUUUUUCAGUUGAAUUUCAACUGGGGUUGGUCGUUUUCAUCAAUUUUUCUUAGUUCUUCCUCUAAUCUACGAAGCUUUGGAUACUGGGGUUCUUUCCUUUUUCUUGAUCUUGCUGGGUUUUUGUUCUUUUUUGUGUUGCUGAUUGCAGUUUUGGGUGGUUUCCUGUAAUUUAUUGCGGAGUUUAUAGAAGUUUAGGUCAAUUGUCUUUCUUCUUUGUGGAUCUAAGGCUUCUGGGUUUUCGGUCAAAAGAAAGAAGAAAGAGAGAGGGAAAUCUGAAUGGGGUUUUUCAAUUCAUUAAUGGUUCUUUAAUUUUGAGUGGUUGUCGGUGCUUUAGAGAUUGGUUUGGAUUGGAUUCAAGAGAAAAUGGAGGUUUCGAUUUCUCCUAAAACAACACAAGAAGUGGUGGAUGAGAUAAUGAAACUCCACAGAUCUCUGCCGCUCAGGCCUGGAAUUGAAGAAGUUGAAGGGGCCAAGGUUCUGAUCAGCAAUGUGGAUAAAGAAGCCCAAAUCAAACUGGAAGCCAUUGAAAGACAGACCAAGAAUCAAGAUGUUCCAGAAGAGCUUUUCAUGAUCUUGCUUGAUAUGCAGAGGAAUUUCAUCUCCUUCAAAAGCAUAGAAAACAAGUGGGAAGCAAUGAGAUUGCUGGAAAUUGAAAAUGUCCACUACCUGUUCGACGAAAUGCUUCAGAGAGCUUCAAAGUGCGUUUCUCCUUCUCCUUCAACCUCUUUACAAACACCCAAUGCCGUUUCCUCUCCUUCCUAUCCAACUUCGACCGCUAGUUUGAAUAGAAGCUCCGCCGUUCCUUCUGUUUCUGGGAGUGUCAGUACCUUCACCGCAGCACCUUCAAGCUUGUUCUACAAUUCUGAGAAAGGGCCUACAAAAACCGCCGCUCAAUUAUUCUCUCGAGAUGACAGUUACGUCCCAACAGGCAACAAAGCUUCGUAUAUGGAUGGCUUUGGAGCUAGGCCAGCCGUUUCUUCCUCGUCCUUUAUCAAGGAUCCAACCUUAAAACAAGCAAGUUCCUCAGGUAAAGAUGGUGAAAAGUAUAAUUUGAUGGCGCUGGCUAGUGUUAUUGAGAAAGCAAAGAAGGGUAGUCAAGUUCUUGAUCUAAGAAACAAGCUGAUGAACCAAGUAGAAUGGCUGCCUGAAUCGAUAGGGAAGUUGACCAGUUUGGUUUCUUUAGAUUUAUCUGAGAAUCGUCUUGUGGCUCUGCCAGAAACUAUUGGAGCUCUUUCCCAAUUGGAGAAAUUGGAUUUGCAUGCCAACAGGCUCAAUAAUCUUCCAGGCUCUUUCACAGAUCUCGCCAGUUUGAUCCAUUUGGAUCUCAGGGGAAACGAAUUAGUAUCUUUGCCUGUUUCAUUUGGGAAGCUGAUUCAUCUUGAGGAGAUUGAUCUCAGUUCAAACUUACUCACUUCACUCCCUGAAUCCAUUGGUAAUCUUGUGAAGUUGAGAAGAUUGAACUUGGAGACAAAUAAUAUUGAGGAGAUCCCUCAUACGAUUGGUCGGUGUACGUCGCUCUGUGAGCUGACUGCCGAUUAUAAUCGGCUUAAAGCACUUCCUGAAGCUGUAGGAAAGAUAGAGAGUCUCGAGAUUUUGUCUGUGCGUUACAAUAACAUCAAACAAUUGCCAACAACCAUGUCCUCUCUCACCAAUCUGAGGGAGCUUGAUGUAAGUUUCAACGAGCUUGAAUCUGUACCAGAGAGCUUAUGUUUUGCAACCAAACUCGUCAAGAUAAACAUUGGAAACAACUUUGCGGAUUUGCAAUAUCUGCCAAAGUCGAUCGGGAACCUAGAAAUGCUCGAAGAACUGGAUAUUAGCAAUAACCAGAUACGGGUUCUUCCAGAUUCAUUCAGAAUGCUGACUCGGCUUCGUGUUCUCCGAGCAGAAGAGAAUCCGUUCGAAGUACCCCCCAGACAGAUAUUUGCUAACGGCGCGCAGGCUGUUGUUCAAUACAUGAUUGAUCUACAUGAGAAUAGAAAUGUGAGAUCAGAACCAGUUAGUCGGGAGAGGAAGAGGAGGUGGUGGCAUAGGUUCAUCUUGUGCAGGAGCGAUCCAACAAGCAACCCGAGGGCUUAAUCAUUGAAGAAGACGAUGACGAAGAAAAGAAGAAGUUUUGAGGAAACCCCAUUAAUGAUCUGAAUAGAAAA